CUGUCCCAGCCAGGCAGCGCUGCUUCCUCCUCCUCCUCCUGCAGCGCUGCCUGACUGCCCGACUGCUCAUCAAUAAGCUGCAUUAGCCGUCCUCUAAUCAUCCUGACAGAGAGACGGAGAGAGAGAGUAGGACAGCCGGUGUUUGAGUGCAUCAUCACUCUGUGUUUGUGUGGGAGGAGGGAGGGUGUAUCCUAGCGGGGAGCUUUUCCUUGUUGUAGUAACCGACCGACCGACUGCAUGCCGACUGCCAGCCGUUACUUCACUGCAGCAGCAAUCAGCCCCUUCGUACUUAGUGAGCCAGACACUCUAACCUGUCUGUCCCCUCCUCUUUUCUCUCUCUCCCUCUCUCUCUCUCUCUCUCUCUCUGCAUAUUCAGCAGAGCUGCCCUCCUCUCCUCCUCAUCACUUUGCCACUCCUGCUGCAUUGCUCUUUGCUUGAAGGGGACACUGGCCUGCUCCUCACCCACUGAUUCUGCAUGACUGUCACAAAGAUGUCAUGGCGUCCGACCUACCGAAGCUCCAAGUUUCGAAACGUCUACGGAAAAGUCGGCAACAGGGAGCACUGCUAUGACGGCAUCCCCAUCACCAAGAACGUCCAUGACAACCACUUCUGUGCCGUCAACUCCAAGUUCCUGGCAGUCGUCACGGAGAGCGCCGGCGGGGGCUCCUUCAUCGUCAUACCUGUAUCCCAGUCUGGCCGUCUGGACUCUCAUUACCCCAAAGUGUGCGGCCACCAAGGCAAUGUGCUGGAUAUCAAGUGGAAUCCCUUCUUUGAAAACAUCAUAGCAUCCUGCUCUGAGGACACCUCGGUCCGAGUAUGGGAGAUCCCAGAGGGCGGUUUGAGGCGCAACAUGACGGAGGCGGUCCUGGAGCUGUACGGUCACAGCAGACGGGUGGGUCUGAUCGAGUGGCACCCGACCAGCAGCGGCAUCCUCUUCAGCGCAGGAUACGACUACAAGAUCCUCAUUUGGAACCUGGAGAUCGGGGAGCCGGUGAAGAUGAUCGACUGCCACACCGACGUCAUCCUCAGCAUGUCCUUCAACACAGACGGCAGCCUGCUGGCCACCAGCUGCAAAGACAAGAAGCUGCGAGUCAUCGAGCCGCGUUCCGGGAGAGUCCUUCAGCAAGCCAGCUGUAAGAACCACCGUGUGAACCGAGUGGUGUUCCUGGGCAACAUGAAGCGACUGCUCACCACAGGAGUUUCUCGCUGGAACACCCGGCAGAUCGCUCUCUGGGAUCAGGAGGAUCUGUCGAUGCCAAUUGUAGAGGAGGACAUAGACGGGCUCUCGGGACUGCUGUUUCCUUUCUACGACGCCGACACGCACAUGUUGUACCUGGCAGGAAAGGGGGACGGCAACAUCCGUUACUUUGAAAUCACCUCGGAGAAGCCGUACAUCCAAUACCUAAUGGAGUUCCGGUCCCCGGCCCCGCAGAAAGGACUCGGUGUGAUGCCAAAGCACGGGCUGGAUGUGGCAGCCUGCGAGGUGUUUCGCUUCUACAAACUGGUGACGCUCAAGGGUUUGAUUGAGCCAAUUUCCAUGAUUGUGCCGAGGAGGUCGGACACAUACCAGGAGGACAUCUACCCCAUGACAGCAGGGACAGAACCCGCCCUGUCCGCCAGCGAAUGGCUCAGCGGGAUUGAUAGAGACCCCGUCUUGAUGUCCCUGAAGGACGGUUACCACCGGCCAAACCAGCUCGUGUUCAAGGCCCCGGUGAAGGAGAAGAAGAGCGUGGUGGUGAACGGGAUCGACCUGCUGGAGAACGUACCGCCCAGGACGGAGAACGAGCUCCUGCGGAUGUUUUUCCGGCAGCAGGAUGAGCUGCGGCGGCUGAAGGAGGAGCUGACCACCAAGGAUGUGCGAAUACGCCAGCUGGAGCUGGAGCUCAACAACCUGAAGAACGUUAGUCCCAACAACGUCUGACCUUGGAGCCUCCCGGACUGGCAAAGCUGCCCCCAACUCAGACCUCCGACAAGCUCCUGAGACUCCGCCCUGCAUUUUUGAUAUAUGUCAUUAUAUCAUAAGUUCAUUCCUGCUGCCCCACAUAGUGCUCAUGGUAACAUGGAAACUGGGAUAAAGUGUUGACUGAUGCAAUUUACUGGACUAUUGUAGUAGUGAUCAGAAAUCAGUCCCUCCAGGAUUCCGUGGAGUUUUUCCAGAUUGUUGCGCCCCUAAAACUCUUGAAUUCGCGGCAGCUUUUCUAAAAAAUUGCGAUGCAAGUUGUGAUGUUUUAAGCGUAUUUGUUGCGAUGAAAUCACAGGAGACAUUUGCUAAAAGCUUUUAGAACAUGUUUUAACAUUUUAAUUGAUUAUAUUUACUCCUCCAACCAGAGCUGAUGCGAGAACGUUCUUCCUACGCCUCCUUUUAGUCGUAGCAGCUCCAGGAGAAACCAGCCAGACUUCUCUGGAAGACGUUUACUGGAUGAGUUUAGCAGCAACGGGCACCAUGACAGAGACUUCUGUGGUCAUUAAUGACCUCCAAGCAGCACUAAUUUCCACAAUAACCAGAGUGUUUUUAUUGCAGGAUGACAGAUUUAACCAAGCAUCUGUGGAUGGUUCCUAAUUCACGAUUGAUUCUUUAAUUCUUGUAUCCAAUUCCUUGCUACAUCCACGAUAAAACUAAAACCAGUCCCUCCAGGAUUUCGCAGGCAUUUUUCCAGAUCGUUGCAUCUCUGCGAUGUUUUAAGCGUAUUUGUUGUGAUGAAAUCCUGGGAGACAGUUGCUAAAAAGUUGCAUUUUGUUCAGCUUUUAGAACAUGUUUAAACAUUUUAAUUGACAGUAUUUAUUCCUCCAACCAGAGCUGAUGCGAGAACGUUCUUCCUACACCACCUUUUAACGUCUUCCAGAGAAAUCCGGCUGGUUUCUUCUGAAGCUCCUACGAUCACCAGGACUAAUUCUUUAACACGCUCCAACCCAUUUCCACAAGCGGGCACACCAUGGCGGGAACUUAUCAGCAGCAGCUGAUUUAACAUGAAGUGGUUGGUAGAUUCAAGGCACAGGCGUCUGUUCUGCACGUGUACAUUAUGUACGGGUACCAAAUCGCGUGACCUAAAUAUGUAGCGGGCGGUGGGAAUUGAUGGGACUCAGGAACACCCCCACAAUUCAAUCAAUUAUGUCUUGCAUCAUUUCCGAUAAUUCUGCAGCGGUGGAUUCGUAGCGUUCACUUGUUGUCAUGGUUACCGUGCCGCUACCUCAGAGGGAAAUCUUUAAAAAGUCCCUGCAUCCAGACUAUAAGCCGCAUCACUGCCAAAAUCUAAACACUCGAUCCUGACCUUCCCUGAAAAUUGCAUCCAAAUCCGUUGGUCUGUUUUUGGGUAAUGUUGUUGACAGAAUGAUUCUUGUACGCUGAUCGUCACAUAACUCUGCCGUGUUUCUUGGCGGAAUAAUGAAUCCAACUUCCCUUCAUCCUUUUAGAGCUCCAACAGAUCUGGAUCAACAGCUUCCAUCACGGUGAUCUGUCUGGUUUGUUUCCGCUCCUUUCAGACGUUCUCCUGAUAUGUUUGGAGGUAGAAAAGUGUUUGUCAGUCGAUGGUUUUCGUUUGUUUUCCACCACAGCAUUUCACAGGUGUAAAACAGUUUAGCUCUGCUUUGGUGAAGAACAUCAGGGAAUUGUUUUUCACGUCUUUAGCAGUAGUUUUUGUUGGUAAAUGAGAGACAUUAGAAUGGGACAUGUCUGCAUUUUCAGACCAUAAACCAGGAAGUGAAUUCAGUGACGUACGUGCGUUAUGCUGGGGACUGCUGUGAUUGGUGGAACUCACGGGAGGCGGGACAAAUUUGCGGAAACGUUGCGGUGAUUGGACAAAAUUGCAAGAUUGCACAGAAUUAAUGGAGAUUGGUUAAAUUUGUGUUAAUUGUUGAUAUUGAAACAUCACAAACACCUGGAGGGACUGAUAAGUGAUGAAGGGGAGACAGUUCACAUUCAGCUCAUACAUUCAACUGAUCCAGUCAGUUUGGGUAUUUUCUGUUUUUAUAAAUGAGUGUUAGGACUGAAUAUUUUCCACCGCACCGCCUCGGUAUUCUUCUCACCAUGCCUGCCCUGUUGUCCUCGUGGCAAUGCCUUGAUCACCGUGCAAAAAAAAAAAAAAACUACAGUUCCCAUUCCAAACCACCCACGAAUCCUCAUCCAGGUUCAAACCGGAGGAUGAAACAGACUAUCACCGACUCCUCCUCUUCUUCUUCCCUAAGGCCUUAGACCCUGCUGAGCUGCAGCUUCAUCUCCAAACGGCUGAAGAAGUAGUAGUCCUCUGACAGACCUGAAGAGUUCUGCUGAGGUGGAUCCUGUUGUUUUUUCCCACAAAGCUGCUUAUCCUGUAACUGCUUUCUUCACCUACAGAUGUUGACUCUAAAUCUGCUCCCUAACACCGACGCAUAGCUCUCUUAAUGCCGUCCAGGAGGGUGGAUAGCUCACACUCUGUUCUUUAUUUAAAUAGUGGGAAAGCAGCAGGAGACGUGGAUCCACGUGGACUUUAUUGGCUGUUUCUGGUUUUUAGGGCUAAUUUUGAGGAUUGGGGGGGUAAUGUAUAUUUGCUUCUAUUUAUUUGUCACAUCUUACCUUUUUAGCUAAUAACAUGUAUAUUUGUUAAUCCCACUGUUUUUGUACGACGUGGCUGCGCAAGUAAUGAUUGUGAUGCUUGAUAGAUUUCUGCUGAAUGUCUCCGGUUGAAAUGGUGCGAGACGUGUUGUGUGAAACGGCACCUUAAACGGUAUUUAGUUCUUCGACUCCAACUGCAUAACUUAAGAUAAGUUAUGAAGCUAUAUUCUUGCCUCUUCCUAACAGUGCAGACUGUAUUAAUAACCGUCCUUUUACAUUUAAACUUAAGUAUAUUACUCCUACUGAGACGUGUUUGCCUGUAGAUGUGUAAUUUUGCUCUUUAAGACUUCAGGUCAUCCGCCUCUCCUCCACUUGUACCAUCAACAGAUUUUAGGCUAAAUUGUAGUUUAAAUGCCUCAAUUUCACCUCCAGAUAUUGUUUUCCGUCGGUGUUACAUUGUAAGAGAAAUGGGUACUGUAUUAGCGUUGGAUUGGCUCCGAUGUAACGUCCAGGUUCACGAAGGAUUCUGCUUAAAUGCCAUUUUCAGUUAUAAUUUGAAAGUAGAAAGUAAGUUAAGGAUUAAAGGUCACAAGUCUUCUCUGCUCACAACACAGCGGGGACAUAAAGGGUCAGAAGCUUGAAAAUAAAAGCACAGGGACCCUUGAGAAGCAGACUUGAACUAGCGACAGGCUAAUGCUAAAUGUGUGUGUUUCUUGCAGGGAAAGUAAAAGGCUGCAGUGAAAGUAGAAAGAGAGAAAAGGGAUCUUCCAGACUGACAGGGCUUCUCAUUUAGAUGAACCGAGGACUAAAAUCAACCACUUAGCUGUUCUCGUUUGAGAAGGUAGGAUAACAAGGCAGAAAUGUGCUUUUAAAGUGUCUUUUUGUACAGCUGCUAAACGGCAUUUUGACUUUGAAAAACUGGCAGAACCUCAAAGUUUGAUAGUGUUGAACUGGAAUUUUUGGGAAUUUGAGUAAAACCUGGCUUCAAUUUGUAUUCUAAGCUAAGAGUUUACGUCUCAAGUCUUGUGAAAAUGCGUCAUCGAAAUGAAUAAUCGAAACCUGGAAUUCUGUACAUCAGGGGUGUCAAACUAUUUAGUCCAGGUUCCACAUUCAGCCCAGUUUAAUCUCCAGUAAAAUCACAGCAUAACAAUCUAUAAAUAACCACAACUCCACACCUUUCCCUUUGUUUUAGAGCAAAAAGAGUGUGCUCUGAAAAUGUUUACAAAACAUCAUCAACAACCUGAAAUUUCUGAAGAAAAAUAAGUUCAAUUUCAUCAACAUUCAGCCUCAGUUUAUCAUUUCCACAUUACAACUUCCAGAUCACAGAGUGUCUACAAAGAAACACAACAUUUAGUCACCUGGAAUUUUACUUUAUGAUCACAAUGACAAAAGUCAGACAAAAAAAACAACAAAAACUUGACAAAAUAUUACAAAAACGAGCCAAAAAAACGACAUAAAAGACAAAUGAUGCAAACGAACCAAAAAGGAAACAAAAUGACAAAAAUGAGAAACAGAAAAUGACAAAAACAAGAGACAAGCAACAGUCAGACAAGAAAAGACAAAAAUAAGAGACAGAUAUAGCCGAGCUGCUGCGUGGCAAAAAUGGGACCCGAAAUGACAAAAAUGAGAAAAAAAAAUGAGAAAAUGAGACACGAAAUGACAAAAAUGAGACAAAAUUAGAAAAAUGAGACACAAAAUGACAAAAACAAGACACAAAAUGAGAAAAACGAGACACAAAACAACAAAAUGACAAAAAUGAGACAAAAUUAGAAAAAUGAGACACAAAAUGACAAAAACAAGACACAAAAUGAGAAAAACAAGACACAAAACAACAAAAUGACAAAAAUGAGACUAAAAAUGAGAAAAAUGAGAGACAAAAUGACAAAAAUGAGAAAAAAAAUUAGAAAAACGAGACAUAAAAUGACAAAACUAGACACAAAAUGACAAAAACCAGACACAAAAUGACAAACGAACAACCUCGUAUUUUACUUUAUGAUCCAAACAACUUGUCAUGGUCUAGAAAUGAUUUUAAAUUUAUAGUUUUACUCAUUUACAAUCUGCAGUUAAUAUCUUCUCUGUAAUUUUUCCACUUUGAGGGCCGGAUUGGAUCCUCUGGAGGAUCGCUUUUGGCCCACGGGCCUCAUGUUUGACACCCCUGCUGUACACAUUUCAUCCUUUUGACUGAACCGUGUUGCUGUACAAGGACCACAAACUUCAAACACAUAUAUAAAAGGGAUUUAUUGAAGUGAAUGGGAGGGAGAAGAAACAAAAAGAAACAGAAUUUGGCUGAUGACAGUGGAAUUAACAUAGAGUGAAGAAUCACUGAGGUAGGCCAAUCUGACCGCUGCGUAUAACUUGAGAAAACAACGUUCAAAUAAAUGACCGUUUUCCAGAGUUUACACUUUGAAACAAUAAAUUUUCAAUGCACA
This is a messenger RNA of Acanthochromis polyacanthus (spiny chromis), 6957 nucleotides long. RefSeq names its product coronin, actin binding protein, 2Ba (gene coro2ba). NCBI's taxonomy places the organism in Eukaryota, Metazoa, Chordata, Actinopteri, Pomacentridae. Bases 476 to 1921 code for a protein of 481 amino acids. The transcript is spliced from 12 exons. Gene Ontology annotation, biological process: actin filament organization. Gene Ontology annotation, molecular function: actin filament binding. The record is from RefSeq and is a predicted model, not a curated record.